AUACGUAAUGUCAAACACUGCUUGUAUAUCUUUCCCUCUUUCUUAGUCUGCUGACGAAACUUGCAAUUACGAACACAACAGUAACACUACCGCCGCAGAAGAGACCGAAACGCCGUCUUAUUCAUCUCCGAACACCGAAUAUGGAAGAAAGAGGAAACCAACACAAACACGAACAAGAAGAAGAAGAAGAAAUCGUUUGCUUAGACGCGUCGUUCUUCGUCGAUGACAAUUACCAGCUGACGAAAUUCACGUUCGGUUCGCAAGACAUUCAGCUCUUCUGUCUGCAUUCUGCUUCCACUGAUUUUGAUUUGACAGGGCAGCUGGUUUGGCCUGGAGCCAUGUUGCUGAAUGAGUAUCUUUCAAAAAAUGUUAACCUGCUUCAGGGUUGCACUGCCAUUGAAUUAGGUUCUGGUGUUGGUAUUACCGGAAUACUUUGCAGCAGAUUCUGCCAUAAAGUUGUGAUGACAGAUCAUAAUGAAGAAGUGAUCAAGAUCUUAAAGAAAAACAUAGAGCUGCAUUCAUGUCCUGAGAAUAUUACUUCUAUUUCUCAUGGAUUAGUAGCAGAGAAACUAGAAUGGGGGAACACUGAUCAGAUAAAUGAAAUAUUACAAAAACAUCCUGGAGGUUUCGACUUCAUACUUGGAGCUGAUAUAUGCUUUCAGCAGUCAAGCAUACCUAUGCUUUUUGAUAGUGUUAAACAGCUCCUGCAGGCUAGGGAGGACAGAAAGUGCAAAUUCAUUCUAGCCUAUAUAUCAAGAGCUAAGACCAUGGAUUCAAUGAUUCUUAUUGAAGCUUCUAAGCUACAGAUGCAGAUGAAAGAAGUGCCUGGAACUCGGUGCACAGUUAAGAAUCUUGAAGGAGUCAUCUUUGUAGUUACUCUUGAGUAGAAACACUAAAUAUAGUUGAGUUUCCAGAAACAGACAUUGCAUGUGAGAAGGAAAACUAUUGGGGUUAGCAAUAGUUGGAAUUUCUAUUUCCAUUCAAAGCUACUCCCUUGCUGACAACAUGGUGUUGAUGACUCAGGAAACCCAUGGGGGAAGAUAAAGAACAUGCAAGAAUGAGAACCUAUCUUGUAGAGUUUAUCUUCCAAAACAUAAUUCUCUAUUUAAAGCAUACAUGACCAACCACAGAAGAUUUUCUAGAUAGAUUUGGUUGGACUGAGUGGAGUCUAUCAUCCCAAAGGUAGUCUUUGGGAACUUUGAGGGUCAAGAAGAGAAAUCAGGAAUUCAUUUUGUUAAUCAUAAAGUAUUAAUCACACAUUUUCCACCUUAUGAUUUUCUCAAUGAAAUAAUUAAUUAAUGUCUUACGGU
Messenger RNA from Glycine soja, 1310 nucleotides. RefSeq names its product protein N-lysine methyltransferase METTL21A. The transcript has 8 exons. The coding region runs from base 141 to 887 and encodes 248 amino acids. The record is from RefSeq and is a predicted model, not a curated record. Gene Ontology annotation, molecular function: protein methyltransferase activity. Gene Ontology annotation, biological process: protein methylation. Gene Ontology annotation, cellular component: nucleus. Lineage: Eukaryota; Viridiplantae; Streptophyta; Magnoliopsida; Fabales; Fabaceae.